CGGCGGCCUGGGCCGCCUGGGGGGUUCCACGGAGUGAGAUGGGCGGCUUGGGAGGCGGCCUGGAGAGGAGGGCGGAGGGCCCCGCACCCUCCUCCCAUCAUCGUCUUCCCGCGGGGACCCCCGUUCCCUCAGCGUUUCCCACGCUGUCAUUACAGGGCUCCAGGCCAGCAGCCCAGAGGACCCUGGGAGUCACUGUCACACCACUCACAGCCAGGCCCUCGCAAGAUGCUCGGCCCUCCCCUCUCAGGCCUUGCACACACCCCCGAGGGACCAAGGGAUCUUCUCGGAGGACAUGGUGGCUGGCCUCACCCCCACUUGGAGCUCCAACUCUGCCCUCUGUUCAUGCUCUGCACGUGGUCUCAAGCCUUCGCACGUGCUGUGCACCCCCAGCCAGCGUCGUCCCUGGCCUCGGUGAACCUGUCCUGCAGAUUCUGUCUGUGUCUUUCCUCAGGAAGGCCUGCUGGAUCCCCGGGUACACCAGGCCCCUGGUGCUUUGGGCUCCAGAGGUCUCCAGUGCCCAUCAUAGCACCAGCACAGACGAGCUCAAGAAGAGGGUUGGAUGCUUUCUGGGACCUGGGGUGGCGGCAGAAUCGUGUGAAAGCGCUAAGGACACAGGCCACCCGAAAGCGAGGACGUGCACAUCCUCGGCAGCGCUGCUCUUAAUGGCCAGGGUGCAAACAGCCCAAGUAUCCGCUUCGCCAACAGAUGAUAGACGGAGAACAGAGUGUGUCUGUCUCUCAGCCCUAAACAGGAGCGAGGCCCUGACACACUACGACAGGGGAACCUCGAAAACGCUCAGACGCGCGCAGCAGCAGGAAGAAGGGGCCGAGCGUGGCGACUGCACGUCCACGAAAUGCCCGCAAAGGCACGGCCGCGGAUGCCGGAGGCAGACUCGUGGGUCUGGGCGGGUGGUGGUGAGUGACCGCCAAUGGGCGCAGGGUUCCUUUGGGGGUGACAAACAUGCCCGAGAGUUAGAGGUGGUGGUGGCACCAGCUUGUCACACGCUCAAACACUGAGCUGCACAUUGGGAGCGGGUGGCUCUCAUGGUCUGGAGCUCGUCUCCGUGGAGCAGGAAGCGCGCCCGUGCCUGCCGCACCGGCUGUCCCUGAGUGCCCGGCCCAGGCCUGCGCCGGCUCCGUCUCCUGCGGCACAGAUCACGCUGCUCCUGCCGCCCGGACAGAACCCUGCCUUUGUCCGGCUCCUCCUCGGCCUGCUGCGCUUGGCUCCCCGUUUACAGCGAAAUUCCUAGAAAGAGCCACCCGCCCUCCCACGCCUGGUUUCUCUCCCCUGCCCCUGCUCGGUGCUGAGGACGUGGGCGUGGCUCUGCCUGAUGGACCUGCCCACAGCCCGCAUCUCACCUGGUGGGCAGAUGACCCCUUUCCACUCACUCAGGCCAAUGACCGUGGAGUCCCCAGACCCCUCUCCUUCGCCCACAUCCGUUCCACGUGGAAACCCAGACCGCCUGCUGCCACCCCCACAGGUCCCCACCCCUGCCCAGACCCCACUCCCCUUGCCACCAGAGUGGCCCUCCAAGCCAGAAGUCAGAGCAUGUGGCCCCUCCCCCUCCACUGGCCCCCGCACUGCCCGUGGGGCCUGCCCGACCCCAUAGCUGGCUCUUCGAAAUGGCCAGCAAAGCCGAUGAACCUCCAGCUGGACUGAUCAGUGAGGAGCAGGUUCCCACUGUCCAUGUGACAGGGACAUCGCCACGUGGCCUGCAGACACCAAAAAUAACAGUGUGGCAUGGGCAGCAGGCAAGCAAAGCACUGGCCACAUGUGAGACAGCACACCAUGACCUUAGUCACAGUUCAUUUCACAGUCCAAACCACCAAUGCAGCUCCUCAGUCAGCAGGAGCAAAACAUCUGGUAUUUCAUCAGCUGAAGAAAAGCACAUGUGGCAAAAUUCAACCUCCAUCCACAAAGCUAACUCAGGAGAUGAGGCGCAAACUUCCUCCACGCAGCAAAGAGCAGCUACAAAAACCCACGGCAACCUCGUCCUCAGCAGCGACGAGGGACAUGUCCGCGAA
Molecule: messenger RNA, 2024 nt
Organism: Pteropus alecto (black flying fox)
Lineage: Eukaryota; Metazoa; Chordata; Mammalia; Chiroptera; Pteropodidae
Exons: 2
Coding region: 39-1016 (325 amino acids)
Source: RefSeq, a predicted model, not a curated record